AUUGCAGCAUUUGAUGGAAAGAAAACCUAUUAGCAUGUCAUAUUGACCUUUGGGAUUGUUUUGAAGCAUGGUAUGUGAGGCACAAUGACACUGGAAGAUUUCUUUUCAAAGACCAAGAUGAAGGAUGGUCUCACAGACCUGUCACGAGUUGAGGAACUAAUCAAUGUAAUGCAGAAGGAGAAACAUAGUGUUGUGAAGAACAUUGGUGAUGGAACCAGGCAGUGGGCUGCUAUUGCAAAUGCUAUUGCUGCUACUGAGAGCAGAGAUUGUCUUGACCUUUUUGUUAAAUUAGAUGGACUAUGGUUUAUUAAUAGGUGGCUGAAGGAUGCUCAAAAGUUUUGCAAUGAGACUAAUGAAAGUGGUGUAGAAGAGUCAAUUACUGCAAUGUUGCAAGCGCUCGAAAAGCUACAUAUUGACAAUGAGCGUUCUAUUUCUUCUGGGAUCUGGAUUACUGUCAAGAGUCUUCUUGACCACGGUAGCUCUCAGGUUCAGGAUAGAGCCAGAGCACUAUUUGAUAGCUGGAAGAAGGGUAGAGUUAGUGAUGCAGUUGACCAUGAUGUUGAUAGUGUUGGGCCUUGUCAUACUGAGGGGGUUGCAGUCAGUUCAGUGGAUGUUGAAGAAAGUAGUCAGUCAAAAUGUUCCGCAUUAGAUGUUCCUACUGAAGCUAGUUUUAAAGAAGAAAAUAGUGGAGCAGAAAUUUCGCCAUCAAAUUCAGAAAGUCUUAGACAGGAAAAGGCAGAAGAGGUUCAGACCCAAACCCAGAAUAAUGAGCAACAUUCUCUCGUAAGUUUGGACCAAACUAACAUCGAGGAUAAACCUCCAGAUCAUCUGACCUCAUCUGUCUUGUCAAACAAUUCAGUUCUAGAAGGUACUUUAAUCACAGAGAAAUCCCCAAUAAGUACAGUUGAAGGGAUUUCGUGCAUUGAGAUUUGUAGUUCUCCAGUUCCAAAACAAAGCCAUGAUGAAGAGCAGUUGGAUGAUCUGAAGAUGAAUGAGUUCACUAAUGAUGAAAAGCAGACCCAAAAGGUGAGCAGCUUCUCAGACAAAUUCCGUGUGACGGUGGGUGCCUCUACUUCUAAUUUAGUGGACUCUAGAACUGUUUCCUCUGGUGCGGAUGUCGCAAAUGCUCGUGAGAUUGUGACAGAAUCCGCUCUAGAAAACAAUUUUGACAACAAAGAGGAUGAAUUACAUAUAAAAGCUACUGCACUCAGUGAUGUGAGAACGCUUGUAUCCGAGCUUAAUAGUGGGAGAGAUGAUAUGCCUGCUGCAAAUAGUUACAGUAGACAGUUGUUGAAGACAACAGGUGAAGAUGAUGAAUGUCAUUCUGAUGCGAUGCAGGAUUCAUCGGGUAAUGAGUGUAUAUAUGGAAAACACAAGGAUUUAGAGACUUCUUUUUCAAGAAUAAAAGGAAUUGGUGCAAUUGAUGAUGAUAAGGAGCAUACUAGUGAUGAAGGUUCUGAUUCAAGAAAUGAUUGUGAUUUUUCGAAAACGUCAAUGGGUAGCCGGAGUCCUGAGGUGAAUAAUCAACGGAAAUCUGAUAUUGAACUUGAGUAUGGCAUAGUUGAUGCCUUAGCAGUUGCCCGAAAAGUUGCUCAGGAAGUGGAAAGAGAAGUUGUAGACUAUAGAGAUCGGUCGUUCAGUUCUUCUGAGAAAAUUUCAGAUGGUGGCUUUAGACGGCCAGAUAGCCCAGAUUCUAUAAAUGGAAAGCAGGAUCUAAUUAACGAGGUCCCACCAAAUGAGGUGCCAACUGGACAAAAUUAUUCUGCUGGGGCAUAUCCUGAGGGUGAGGGCCAUGUAAUUAAUUCAGAUAAUGUUGGAACUGAACGAGAAAAUGGUAUAGCUGACAUGGAGUCCUCUCAGGUGACUGAAGCUGCUCAUGAACCAGAAGUUAAAGCCCUUUGUGAUUUUGAUCUGAAUCAAGAGGUCUGUUCAGAUGAUAUGGAACGUCUAGUUAAUCCUGUGUCGACCCCUGUUUCUGUGGUUUCAGCUUCUAGACCAGUAGCAGCACCUGGGUUGCCUGCGGCCCCUCUGCAGUUUGAAGGGACUCUUGGAUGGAAAGGAACUGCUGCUACUAGUGCUUUUCGUCGUGCAUCCCCUCGAAGAGUCUCUGACUCUGAGAAAACAUCUCUCACUAUUGGGGGAAUCAGCAACAGUUCAAAACAGAGGCCAGAUUGCCUCGAAAUUGAUCUGAAUGUGGCUGAGUGUGGAGAUGAUAAACUUGUUGAUGUAGUUGCAGAGAAACAGAUUCCACUUCCAGUUUCAUCUGGUCUCCAUUCUGCAGAAUCUUCGUUGGAUGUGAGUCCAAGAAGAUCAGAGAGAUUGAAGCUGGAUUUAAAUCGUAUCAGUGAUGAUAGUGAUGCUCCACCUACAGAUCUGAGGAUGGAUGGACGGUUCCAUUACAACCGGAAUGGCCAUCGCAGUCCAUCUCCUGCAUCCUCAUCGUCAUCCAUGCAACCGCCUUCCCUGAGGAACAUUGACUUGAAUGACAGACCAUAUUUGCAGAAUGAUUUUUCAGAUCAAGGACUCUAUCAUGGUAAAUUUCCCCAAAAUGUGAGUGCUUUUGGGGCAGUGUCUAAAUCAGAUGAGCCUGUUAUAUCUCUCAUGGGAACCAGAGUGGAAGUCAAUAGGAAGGGUUUUGUUCCUCAGGCUGCACCCUUGUCAAAUGGAAAGGCACUUGAAAAUGCCAUGGAUACUAAUAUGGCAAGGACUGGAAGUGUUUUGGCAUUGGGUCCUACAGUGUCUUACACACAUUCCCCUGUUUUGGGAUACAAUGGAUUUGCAGCUGCAACCACAUUGUCUUACUCUUCGCCCAUGUAUGGACCAGCAAGCUCAAUUCCUUAUAUGGUGGAUUCAAGAGGAGCCCCUGUUGUGCCCCAGAUUGUGGGUUCUGCAGCAGCUGUUCCGCCAUCUUAUUCCCAAUCGCCAUUCAUGAUGAGCCCGAGCAGUGGACCUUCUGGAUUAAAUGGGGCAGGGCCUUCACGGCCUAACUUUGAUCUGAAUUCUGGUUUUCCAGUUGAGGGAGGAAAUAGGGACUCGCUUGGUCUGAGACAGCUUUUCAUGCCUGGUCAAGGCCGUUCAAUGGAGGAGCAUUUAAGGGUAGGCUCGCAACCGUCGUCAAGUUCUGGGGUUGGUGGGAAAAGGAAGGAACCUGAUAGUGGGUGGGAAGCGUACCCAUAUAAUUAUAGAAAUCAGCAGCAGCCUCCAUGGAAAUAGGAAGUUAAUAUUUAUCAUUGCUCCUUCCUCCCUUGGCAAUCAAUCAUAAAGCCAAUCAAGCUGAUUGAUGCUCGCAUUGCCAAGGUAAUUGAGAAGAGUGAGUAAGCCCAUUGGCUUUGACGGGACGGGAGGGGAAUUAGAACUGAAUAAAAGGUGGGGAUUAUGAAUGUAAUAUAGUUGGUGAGAUUAAUUGCUGAAGGAAAGAAUUAGGUUUUAAUUAAUUGUUUUUUAACUUUGGUUUAUUUUCUAAUUUUUCAUUUCUGUGUUUUAUAGAAGGCCAUUGCAAACAUAGAAGGCAUGGUACAUGAUGUAGCUGUAACUUCUCCCAUAUAUAUCACAGAAAUUUUAAA
Messenger RNA from Pistacia vera, 3563 nucleotides. RefSeq lists its product as uncharacterized. The record is from RefSeq and is a predicted model, not a curated record. The coding region runs from base 85 to 3213 and encodes 1042 amino acids. Lineage: Eukaryota; Viridiplantae; Streptophyta; Magnoliopsida; Sapindales; Anacardiaceae. The transcript has a single exon.